This is a messenger RNA of Postia placenta MAD-698-R-SB12, 1740 nucleotides long. RefSeq lists its product as hypothetical. The coding region runs from base 1 to 1740 and encodes 579 amino acids. The record is from RefSeq and is a predicted model, not a curated record. Lineage: Eukaryota; Fungi; Basidiomycota; Agaricomycetes; Polyporales; Adustoporiaceae. The transcript is spliced from 6 exons.
AUGGAUGCUGGACGCGCUUGGCGUCGUGGUAAUGAUCCAUGGGUUACCCGCCGUCAGCAGGACAGCGGUGACGAUGUGUCGUCAACGACCUUUGGCACCCCACCUGAAGAGCUUUGCGGCGCAGUAGCUCCUCCACGAACACUGGGCGCCGAUCGCCGAUUCAUUGUUCCGCUGACUGCUACGCGCACCCAAGUGACUCGUGCCCCCCCCGUAUGGCCCCGGAGAUUCAUGGCAGCUGGCUACGACCGUACGCAUCACUCUGUGCUGGACGACAAGGACGGCCCGGAGGUCGGCUCUUAUCUAUCAGGAAGCUUAUGGGUCUUCGCAAUGCAGAAGUCGUCUUCAGAUGACAUUGGUCAGUUCUGCAGAAGUGUUAUCGACGACGCUGGAUGGACGGCGGUACUGCCUUUGUUCUGUACCCACGUCGCGAUUAUUCAAGGCCUGCCAGAUCUCUACUCGAGAGUCAACAUCGGGGCUGCAAUUAACAAUAAAGCCAGUACAAUCACAGGCAUAGUCCAAAUAGCCAUGCUCCGGACUCUUCCGCUGGAGAUCUGGUUGCAGAUCAUCGAGGAGGCCGGUGCAGCAGGCGAAUACGAUGCGCUGGAAGCGUGCGCAAAGGCCAACCGUGGAGGCUUGCUGGAGGAGAGAGCGCAGAGGUGCAUUCCAGACGAAAUGACAUUUAGGACGCAGGAGGACGUGGCAAGCAUCAAUAUGAGGCAGCGCUGGAAGGGUCCAAAGGAAGUACGCAUCGAAGGAGGGAGGCAGAGCGGUGAGCGGCGUCCCAUUCCACACCUGGCGACAUUCGCAUCGAGGCUCGCAGGAAAGUGGACUAAUGUCAAAGAGCUGACAAUCGAGAGGGCGGAGUGGCGGGUCCAUGAUCUCGUUCUGCCUUCCCUCAUACUCGAUUUGGCCUGCCUCGGCAUCGAACAUCUUCGCCUCUAUGACAUCACCUUCCCAACGAUCCUGACGUUUUGGCGCCUCGUCUGCGGCCUCCCAAACCUAGAUACGCUUGGCCUCUGUGAUGUCAAGUUCAUGAAGGUCGAAGCCCCUGCGCUCUCGGCCUUGCGCCGUUCAAGUUCUGUGAAUCCCUCCUCAUUGCAUCUCGGUGAACUCGACACCGAGCGACCUAGAUCACCGACAACGUGCUCCGCUGUGCUGCUAGCGCAGACCAUGACAUGCUUCAAGAAACCUUCAUGGGAACGUCUCUCCAGACUGCGUUUCCAGGAUGUCAAGCUUCCGGCUGCUGCUGUCUUUGGACGCCUACUUGGCGCCCUUCCCGCCCUCCAACAUCUCACCAUCGACGGGCCAUGCACUUUCUCGCAACAGGGCUUCGACCUUGCAGAGAGCGCUGUUCACCCUGAAACUACAUCACAAAUAUGUACGCUCGAGCUGGGCAAGGACUUCUCGUUGUGCUCUGAUGCCCAGUCUGUGCAUCACCUCGUCGACAUCCUCAUCCAAUCUGGUGCCAUUCGCCGCCUGGGGUUCAUCAAAGCUUGCUUGUCCCCGUCCUUGCAUGUACCAACAAGCAUAGAUGUCGCUCUCAAUAGACUUGUCACGCAUGCUGGCGAGUCACUGAGAGAAUUGACCCUCCAGGUACUCCCGCUGGACAGUAUACCACUGUUCAAAGAAGCAUACGUGUAUGGAGCUCCGAGUACAGUCCAUCGGUUGUUCCUCUACUGGGGAUUCUUCAUCACGUCACAUCAGUACACAUGCUCGAACUGUUCUUUCAUGUCGUGGUGA